This is a messenger RNA of Arabidopsis thaliana (thale cress), 2293 nucleotides long. It is a transcript of the gene DCP5-L, whose product is annotated as decapping 5-like protein. Gene Ontology annotation, cellular component: P-body. The transcript has 8 exons. The record is from RefSeq and is marked reviewed. NCBI's taxonomy places the organism in Eukaryota, Viridiplantae, Streptophyta, Magnoliopsida, Brassicales, Brassicaceae. Gene Ontology annotation, molecular function: RNA binding. Bases 475 to 1998 code for a protein of 507 amino acids.
GAUAAACUCAAGCCACGACGGUUCUCCGAGAGAGAGAUUUUUUAAAAAUCAAAUUGCAACAGAAGAGAGAUAAAAGGAAGAACCCUAAUCGAUUUCGCGCUCUGAUUCGUUCUACUUUUUCCACUGAUUAAUCUCAAAAAAUGGCGAGUGAGAGUUCGCAAUCUUCCUCGCCGUCGUCAUCUCAACCUCCGUCAUCUGUACCUUCUCCGUCGCCGGGUAACAACGUCGGCGAUACGUUUAUAGGAAGUUUCAUCAGUCUAAUUUCUAAGUACGAGAUCCGUUACGAAGGCAUUCUCUACCAUCUCAACGUUCAGGACUCGACGCUAGGUCUAAAAAACGAUUCAAGGAGAUGUAAGAGAGCUUGAGCAAUCGUUUCUAUGUAGUGUAGUUUCCAAAUUUGUGUUGAUAUUUAGUGAAGAGUUAAAAAAUUUGGUGACUCUAAGCAAAAUCUGGAAACUUCUAUGUUAGUGAAUCAUGAGAGUAAGAUCAUGUGGAACGGAGGGGAGGAAGAAAGAUGGGCCGCAAAUUCCGCCAUGUGAUAAAGUUUACGAUUACAUUCUUUUUCGUGGAAGUGACAUCAAGGAUCUCCAAGUUAACCCAUCUCCAUCUGCUCAAUCAAGACAAGAGAUUCAAAGUGAACAAGACGUCAAUCAGUCCCCUCACUCUAGGCCAGCUAUGACUAUGAGCUCUCCGAUUUCUGGCUAUGAUAGCGGUUAUGGUUUGGGGAGAGGAUCACAAUGGAUCAAUACACCUGCUUUGAGUAGUAAACCGGUUCCUGUCACACAACAUUCAUCAGUCCCUUUAAGCUUCCAGCCUCCUUCAGCUAAUGCUGGAAGUUUGACAGAAUCACCAGUGAGCUUAAUUGAUUCAACUCAAAGUAAUGCUGGUUCCUCGAUGCCCAUUCCUUCUUUUGUGCAAGGUAACAAAUUUGCUUCCAGUGGUGUCCCUCUUGGUAUGAUGCAGAAGCCAGUUUCAUCCUCCUCGACCAUACCCAAUGGUCCGCAGAUUAUUGAUUAUUUUUCUUCACCAAUCAUGGGGUUAGUGGAUGAUUCAUCACAGGUUGUUACUCGUUCACCUGACGUCUCUUCCAAUCAAUCAUACUCUUCCAACCCUUCUCCUCUUGGUCAAACACAACUCCAUACUCCACCUGGCCUUGCUUCAGUAUCCUCUAACCUUUCUCCACCUUCUGAAGCGCAGCUUUCUGCUCCAAAUAUUCAGAAAAUUUACCCCAGUGCACCCCAGGCUAUUGGUAAAGUUGUCUAUGACCCUCAGUCUAAUCAUCCUCACCGAUCUAUACCUCAUGAGUUACCUGCUGUGGCUUCUAAUUCAGCUCCUGUGAUUCCUGGUCCAUUGUCAAAAUCGCCUGAGUCAUUUUUCGAUAUGGAUCCGUCACUGCAAUCUAGGCAGCAGAUGGUAUAUAGGGGUCAAGAGAUGUUUGCUGCAACUAACCCGGCAUCAGCGAAUGUGCCAUCACAAAGUUUUGCUCCCAGAAAUCAUGCACCAUUGCUGCCUCUUCCAGUUUCAGCUCAUCAGUCUCGGAUCCCUAGUUCUAGCAUUGAGUACACUGAAGAAUUUGAUUUUGAAGCAAUGAAUGAGAAGUUCAAGAAGAGUGAACUAUGGGGUUAUCUUGGAAGAAAUAACCAGAGGAAUCAAAAUGAUUAUGGGGAAGAAACUGCGAUUGAGCCAAACGCAGAAGGGAAGCCUGCAUAUAACAAGGAUGACUUUUUUGACACAAUCUCGUGCAAUCAACUUGACCGUGUGGCAAGAAGCGGACAACAGCACAACCAGUUUCCCGAACACAUGAGACAAGUUCCUGAGGCAUUUGGUAAUAAUUUUCAAAGGCCACCUCCACUACAACCAGGUCAGGGUGCAUAUCUCGCUGCACAAACCAAUUACAGAGGCGGAUACCAUAAUAACAACAACAACAACUACUACUCAAACUCGGGUUAUGGUUACUACUCUGGUGGGAGAGGCCGAGGCAGAAACACACAUUUCUGACCUGCUGAGUUUCUAUCUUCCAAGGCUUUAUUGGUCACUCGCGUACACACAUUUCUACUCUUAGCCCUUCUUUAAAGUUUUAAAUUCAGCUUUUUGGGUAAAAACAGUUGUAUGGUUACCACAUCGCGAGAUGUGUAGGCAUAUCAUAUUGGCAAGUUCAUGUUCCUUUUUUUAAUCUGAUGAACUUUAGCCUCAGGAGAGAAUGUUUGUUCAUGUAGAGAAAACAAAAAGUACUACGAACCUUUUUGGUAAACGCAAAUCAUUAAGUAUAUAUAUGCAUCAUAUGUUCUGAUAU